This is a messenger RNA of Peronospora farinosa, 495 nucleotides long. The record is from the annotation of a GenBank genome assembly. Lineage: Eukaryota; Oomycota; Peronosporomycetes; Peronosporales; Peronosporaceae.
AUGCAGAACGACAAGUACAUCAUGCUGCGAACAUUUUCAGGCGAGACCAAUUACAUCAAGUAUCUUUCAGUGCGCUGUGAAUCCUUGCCCCACGUGUGCCGCCUUAUCGAUGAAUAUCUGGUGGACUCUAUACAUCCACAGGUUCUUCAAGACGCAUGUGAACAUGGAGCAUCAAGUGACGACCUCGAGUUCAUUCGGAAGAGGACAGCUCCAAACUGGACGAAUGUGGUAAAAGCAGCAGCUAGAGGUGGAUAUUUACACGUGUUUGAGUGGAUGUUAGAGCGGCAAGACGGUUGUUGUCCGUGGGAGGUUGAUCUUAGAGAUGUUCUUGCAGAGGCUGCUGCACAUGGUCACCUCAAACUUAUGAAGUGGCUAUAUAGUCGAGUGGUGCCGCUAGAAACGGUCACUUCGAAGUUGUGCAGUGGUUAUAUGAGAACGUUUGUAGGGAACAGUUGGCAUCAGCAAUGGAUGCAGCCGCAGAAAAUGGGCAUCUAG